Molecule: messenger RNA, 1167 nt
Organism: Cebus imitator (Panamanian white-faced capuchin)
Lineage: Eukaryota; Metazoa; Chordata; Mammalia; Primates; Cebidae
Gene: SPDYC
Product: speedy/RINGO cell cycle regulator family member C
Exons: 7
Coding region: 1-1137 (378 amino acids)
Biological process (GO): positive regulation of cyclin-dependent protein serine/threonine kinase activity
Molecular function (GO): protein kinase binding
Source: RefSeq, a predicted model, not a curated record
AUGGCAGAACCACAUUGGAGCUUUGAAAGCAUCAAAGAGGAGGAGGCUGGGCUGCUUCUGCUUGUGGGCGUCUACAUGAAGAGGCCCAAAUUGGCCCCGGGGUGGUCACCCUGCCCCAUCUCCAUCUCCUAUGAGAUGAAUGACUCCCAAGACCCCACCACUUCCCCUGUAGCUAAAACCCAGGUAAAGCUGGGGGGCUGCAGCCGGCAAGGUGGGGGCAAUGGGUUCCUCCAUUUUCGCCAGCACAAAGAGCUCCAGGCCUUCCUCAACCUUCUGGAGGACAGUUUUGUCCAGGAAUUCCUCUCCAAAGACCCCUGCUUCCGGAUUUCAGAUAAGUAUCUUCUGGCCAUGGUGCUGGUCUACUUCCAGCGCGCCCACCUGAAGCUCAGCGAGUACACCCACAGCAGCCUGUUCUUGGCCCUGUACCUUGCAAACGACAUGGAGGAGGACCUGGAGGGGCCCAAAUGUGAGAUUUUUCCUUGGGCCCUGGGAAGAGAUUGGUGUUUACGAGUGGGGAAGUUCCUGCAGCAGAGGGAUAAGCUGUGGGCACGGAUGGGUUUCCGGGCUGUCGUGAGCCGCCAGUGCUGUGAGGAGGUCAUGGCAAAGGAGCCAUUCCACUGGGCUUGGACUAGGGACCGGCGCCCCCACCAUGGCGGGGUUCAGAGGGUCUGUCCACAGGUCCCUUUCCGCCUUCCCCGGGGCCCUGGCCUCUCGCCACCCCACUGUUCUCCCUGUGGCUUGCCCCAGCACUGCAGCUGCCACCCACUUAAGCCUGUGUCAUUCAAGUGCUCUUCUCUGACCUCGGAGUGUCAUCGCCUUCCCUCCCAAAAUUCUCUCUCAGCAUUCAAAAACACCUGGGACGGGGACUUUCUCCUCGUCUUACCCUCCCAGAUGCAACUGGAAUCUGACACCUACUGCCUCCGCAGUGAGUACAGGAUGGGGCAGGACAGGAGCUUCGAUCUGGGGGUGGGAGCUUGGGAGGCAGGAGGGAGGACCAACAGGAUGAGAGGGAGGGCCGUGGGCCUGGGAUCGCAGUGCUGCCGCCCCUCCUGUGUGAGCUUGGCAGCUUUCCUCUCUGAGCCUCACUCUCUCCUCUCCCCAGUUUUUCCAAAGCUUCUGCCACGCCUUGGGCACUGAAGCUCUGUAGGGUGAAGAAUGGCAUGCCUA